Molecule: messenger RNA, 645 nt
Organism: Fonsecaea monophora
Lineage: Eukaryota; Fungi; Ascomycota; Eurotiomycetes; Chaetothyriales; Herpotrichiellaceae
Exons: 2
Coding region: 1-645 (214 amino acids)
Source: RefSeq, a predicted model, not a curated record
AUGUCGUCUCCGGAAACGGAUGCCGCCGCCUCUGGCUCGAAGAGAAUAAAGGUGGAAAACGCGGGGGACGAUCAGGACGUCGUCGUCAUUGAUCAGCGAAGCGGAGCAUCGGACCCACCACCCAACAAGAAUAGUGCCGAACCAGUGGAUGACGACGCGGAGCCACAACUCUUGCAAGAUGACUCUGGUGGUCUCGAAUUAUUCCCUGGCGCCCCCUGUGUCACCGUGGCCAUGCGGUGCAAACGGCAGAAUGAUUCGUCACCGAUGUACCUCAACCGUUACGGGCCUCGCCGGUGUUGCUGGUUUGUGCGGAUCACGGACCUGAAAGGCUCAGUGGACGUUGAGAAGCUCCAGGAUGUUGCUUACAAUUACGAGCGCGUCUUGGACUAUCCGAGGAGAAAGGGUGAGCCUCGCAUAGGGGCUAGCAGCGUCCAAGGCAUUAUCACCAUUGUUUGGGAUUGUCAAGGGUUCGAGGAUGACCCGUUACAAGCUGCCGAACUCUUGAACCCCAAGAAAGUAAAACAGGCCGACACUUUAAGUACUCCAAAGACUCGCCAAGACUGGUUGAAACUGCCUGGACACAAACUGGAGAGGUAUCGGGCAACUCACGUCGAAGUGAAAUUCAAUCAGACCAUGGAAAAUUGA